Messenger RNA from Ruditapes philippinarum (Manila clam), 2844 nucleotides. RefSeq names its product cingulin-like protein 1. The transcript has 4 exons. The record is from RefSeq and is a predicted model, not a curated record. Lineage: Eukaryota; Metazoa; Mollusca; Bivalvia; Venerida; Veneridae. Bases 304 to 1854 code for a protein of 516 amino acids. Gene Ontology annotation, biological process: regulation of apoptotic process.
UCUUUUUACAGGCAUGUUGCUUUAGAAGUUGUGCAAUUUUUUUCUUCUUGUGGAUUUCCCCUUUUCUUCUGCAAAUUUUGUACAAAAAUAACAUAUGACGUGUUGCAAGAAAAAAAAAAAUUAUAAAAGAAAGUCACUUUUAAAAUCGCUGCAUACUGCUUUCCAAAUACUUUGGGGGCUACACAGCUCUGAGGCAGUUAAAGAGACAUAAGAGAGGAAUGGGGACUGUGGUCUGUUUUUUACAAGAAUAACUAUCAGAAAUGCUUUUAUAUAAUAUAUGAAAUAACUAUUUAGUGGUAAGGAAUGGAUGAAACUGCUAAAACAGUGCUAGAGAAUAACAAAGCUCAUAUUAAGAUUAACAUGAGAAUAGAUGAAGAGAUUUUAGAUGCACUUGAAGCAACUAGAACUCUAAAUCAUGAGGAAAUUGAAGAUAUACAGGCUGAAAGAACUGACACUAGAAAGAUCUCAAUGUUACUGCGUAUACUACCAAGAAAAGGACCACAUGCUUUUCAAAGUUUCGUGAAUGCUAUAAUCACAGAUUACCCAUUUCUUGCUGAAGAACUUAUUGAGGAAUACCACGAAAUAAAAAGAAGCCAUACCAACAAUGAUGAAAAAGAACUGGAGGUUCCUUAUGUUCCUGAGGAAAACAGUACACAUAGUGAUGAAACAAAACUGAAGGCCAUUUAUGGUUCUGAAGAAAGCAGUACCAAUAGAGAUGAAACAGAACUAAAGGCCAAUCAUGUUCCUGAGGAAAGCUGUACCAAAAGUGAUGAAACAGAAUUGAAGGCGUAUGUUCCUGAGGAAAGUGGUACCAAAAGAAGUGAAACAGAACUGAAGGCCAAUCAUGUUCCUGAAGUAAGCUGUACCAAAAGUGAUGCAACAAAACUGAAGGCCAAUCAUGUUCCUGAGGUAAGCAGUACUAUUAGAGAUGAAACAGAACUGAAGGCUUAUGUUCCUGAGGUAAGCGGUACCAAAAUUGAUGAAACAGAACUGAAGGCCAAUGAUGUUCCUGAGAAAAGCAGAAAAAAUAGCAAUCAAGAGAAAAGCAUUACAAACAGCAAUCAAACAGAAAAUCCUGAGGAAAGCAGAAGCAACAGCAAUGAAGACCAGAACGCAAUAAAUAACCUCCAGGAAAGCAUAAGAGCCCUUCAUCGUGCCCCUACGUAUGCUAGCAUGUCUAUGCACUCUGAUCAUAAUUCAACACAAUCCCAUCUUAAUAUUAUCUAUAUGAUGUUGAAAAUGCAUCUUAUCUUCAUGAAUGAAAGGGAAGAUUUCUUUGGUAGCCCUGAAUUAGCUACUUUUGUCAUGAUAAAGCCUCUCCUAGAAAAGGUCAUUGAUCUUGGACAAGAAAGUUACAGGCUUGUCAGAGGAGCACAUAGAGUCUCUUUGAAAAGAUGCAUUGAAACAAUGAGAACAGAAAAUACCAACCUGCAGGGCAGACUACUGGAAAGGGAACAGCGGAUCCAAAAAUAUGCCAACAAAAUACGCCUGCUUGAAACAAAAAUCCAAGAUUAUGAAGCUCAGUUAAGACAGAAAGACAAUAGAUUAAACCAAAAGGAAUCUGAACUUGAAGAAGCUAGAAGCAUAAUUCAGACACUGGAAUCACAACUUGAAAACGCUGAAAGUAGUUUACGGGCAAAACAAGAAGAAUUUGAUACAAAUAACAUGAAACUUACAGAACUCACAGAGGAAAAUAAAGAACUAAAGAAAAAAGUUGCUGCAAAUGAAAACAUAGAACACAUUCAAAAUUAUAGAAAUAGAUCAACAAGAUAUAAUAAUGUAAGGGGAAGAAGGAAGCCAUCAAAUGAUCAAAAUCUUGGGAUAUCUGGUUUUCAACUACAAAAAAGGUUAUGAAAUAGACCUCAAAUUACAGAACAAUUAUUUUCAAACAUUAUAAGUUCAAGCUCAAAGAGUAGUUCAUGUUAACACCAGAGCAGGUUUGCAAUAUUUCAUUUAAAUGUCUACUAAUUUCGGUCAAUACUUAACCUUCAUCAGGACAAAUAAAUUCUUAAGUUUUUGCUAUUGAAGUAUGUUAAAAAUGGCUAAACUUUAUUAAUUGUUUGUCACUAAAAUUAAACAUAAUGUUACUUAAUAAAGAAUUUAUUUGGGCUAAAUCCUAAUAGUCUGUAUAGCAGAGAAAAGGUCUUAACUGGUGGUGAAUAGUCCAUAUAUUCUAUGACAUUGAUGAUUUGCUCAUUGUUAUUGUUGUACAUUAGAUAUUCAUCAUGGCUGCUGUUGUUUCUAUGCUUUUCAUGCUGGUAAUGGUGAAAUUGGUUGGGGUAUUUUAUAUGUCAUAUUGUCUCUAUAUUCUGUUUUGCCAUUUACUUCCUUAUGUGUAUUUUAUGUGCUUUUUUGUAUUUUCUGAUCGCAGAUCAGAUAAUACAUAGCUAACAUCCACGGUCUCACACAUUAUUUCCUAACAGUCCUAACAACGCAAAUUAGUUCUCACUCAAAACGGCUUAAAAACCAGCAAUUUAAAAGAAAGAACAAUUUUUUGUUACAAGUGUGCAACAAAUUACUACACCUUCAAACUUUUAAAGUAGCGUUGGCUUAUAGAGUUGUCAAUAAAUGCACACUCACAAAUUACGCGGAUGAAUAUGAUUUUAAUCAAUGAAAAUGCUAUUUUUAGCGAUGUCGAUUACCGAAUACUACACAAAUAAAUCUGACUGCUGAGUAGUUGAAUAUAUAGUUUCUACAUGUUGGACUGUUUGGGCGAGAAGAUUUUUGCUUCAAUUUUAAACAAUUCAAAAUUACCCUAACCCGAAAUGCGAUGGAAAUUCUAAAUUUAGAAUGACUUGAUUUUAUUCAGCGUUGAUUUUAUAACUUCUCUGUGGUGCAUGGGUA